GUUCUAUUUGUUGUUUUAUGCUUUUCCUAGAUGGGUCAGUGGCAUGCUGCUGAUGAAUAUGAUGGUCAAGUAAGAGAAAUUACAUUCAGAUCCUUGUGUAACAGUCCUAUGUGCCCUCCAGACACAGCAAUGACAGAGUAUCAGCAUUUGGUUCUGUUGCCAGAAAAAAAAAUGCUGGUGUUUGAGACGGUACAACAAGCGCAUGAUGUUCCGUUUGGGUCUUACUUUGAGGUUCACUGUAGAUGGUCUUUAGAGACCAACUCUGAAUCCUCUUGCAGGAUAGAUAUAAAAGUUGGUGCACAUUUUAAGAAAUGGUGUGUGAUGCAAUCUAAAAUUAAGGCUGGAGCUAUCAACGAGUACAAGAAAGAGGUGGAGUUGAUGUUGGAGGUUGCCCGUUCAUAUAUUAAGUCGAAGACUUCUGGCGGUGAGACUGAAAAUGCCCCCUCCCCCAACUCUAUAACUCAAGAAUAGAUGAACACUUCAUGUGACCUUCUUGUAAGUCUUGCAUGUGUAUUGCUUCAACCCUGUAAUUUUUCUUGAUGUAUGUAAUCAUUUCUCGAACAACAAACGUCCAUUGUAAUGUAACUAGCGAAGAAUGUUAAUUAUGUAGUCGCACCCUAUCUCAUUGGUAGAGAACAAGCGGUGUGCUCUUGUAAUCCUUGUGGGAUUGCAAUCUAGUGUUCAAUAUAUAAUAUUGCUCCUCUUGGGUAAUAAGAUAGAGUGGGUCUUAGUAUAACUGUAAAGUUAUUUUAUUGUGAUCUGGAUAUGACAG
Ilex paraguariensis (yerba mate) is the source of this 772-nucleotide messenger RNA. NCBI's taxonomy places the organism in Eukaryota, Viridiplantae, Streptophyta, Magnoliopsida, Aquifoliales, Aquifoliaceae. The record is from the annotation of a GenBank genome assembly.